Molecule: messenger RNA, 2970 nt
Organism: Opisthorchis viverrini
Lineage: Eukaryota; Metazoa; Platyhelminthes; Trematoda; Opisthorchiida; Opisthorchiidae
Exons: 18
Source: RefSeq, a predicted model, not a curated record
CCAAGUCAAAAGCACGUUCACGGUUACCGGUGUCCGAGGAGAUCCCUGAGUUGCAGCCAUGGAGGCCUUCGGUAAUUUAUGACGCCUCGAUUGACGAGCUACGGAUCACUGAGGAGCGUCUUUCGAAGAAACUCGAAGAGUGGCGACGAAAAAGACCGGUGAAGGAAGAUUUUGAAGCGUCAGCUGGCAGGAUGCAGCGGGUUGCUGUUCAGGUACGGAUCCCUGAAUCACAGCAGCUCCGUCCACUCAAAAGAUUUGCCGUGCUCAAACGUGCUCCUUCGGAUUCCUAUGUAGCCAAUCAGAUAAGCACCGAACCUUCCCACAAAUUGUGUGGUCAAACGGAUGGAUGUACACAAUUAGGUCAAAAACAGGACUGGUUUACCGCGGGUUUCGGUCCAAGGGUCACGCCGAACGGUCACGUGGUUGAACACAGCAUUCUUGGGGAUCCGGAAAGCUUUUAUCGUACGGCAGUGUUACGGGGCGAUAUCACAUGGGAACUUGUACCUGAAGAAAUUCGUCGAAAACUACAACCUGAAUUCACAAAUCUUGAUUUUACGGUGGUUACGGGUUUGUCAACUUGUCCAAAGUCGCUACCGGCAAAAGUGCGGUGUGAUCCAUUCCCAAUAACUGGCGACCAAUCUGCUUUGGAAAACUGGCAACAGUGGCUUGCAAAGCAGAAAGCAAUGCAGAAACGUCUAUCUGAUAUGUCUAAGCGGAAGCCAAGCGAUCUCGUCAUGAAUUCUGGUGAAGAUUAUUACCUUAAUCAGCUUGGUCGAGAAAAGAUUGAGCGCACCCUUCCACUUGUUGCCCCGGGUAAAGGAAAUCGAUAUAAAAGCGAGUUUUGGAGUCAAAAUGAAUUCUUCCAAGGGAAGCGGAGCAGAGAUGUUUGUACAUCCCUUUCACUAAAACAGAAGGGGAUAUAUUACCCUUUGGAAUUCAUCAAAUGCCCCCAAUCCAUUCGUAAAGAAAAGGGCCUUGAUUCUCCGCCCUCGAGACCUUCCGCUUUGAUGUCGGUAAGUCGUUCAGUUCAGCUAACUGGACUUUACUCAAAGUCUGAAUACAUGGCAUCCCAAUUGAGGUCGCUUGAUCCACUUAUCACGACCAUUGUUCCACAUGAACCGGCUUUGGACGAACUCGAAAUCGUUGGACAAAAAGAAAUGGAUUCGAAUGACAGAAACCUUCCAGAAAACACGGAAAAUGUACCUGUUUUCAUGGGCCUCAGUGUAACAAACCAGCAGGAGCAACAUACUCAAGUACCACAGUUGGAGACGGAUUCUCCAAAACGGAACGUACCCCAAAGUUCGUGUCCGUCUCUGAUUAUUCAAGGUCAACCUGUAGAGUGGUUAGCCGAUCCUGACGAGCAAAAUGUAUUAGAUAUCGACGUUGUACUUCAUUCCACAGAUCCACAUGUGCGAACAGAAUACUUAACACUAAUGAACAACGGGAGGACCAUAAUAUUUUACGAGUGGAAUAAAAACCCAGAUUCAUCUCUCUUCGACUCUGCGCAUGCAAACUUCUACUUUGAUAAUCGGCAAGGGACUAUCCUUCCUGGGGACGAAGUGCGAAUUCCGGUCACUUUCAAAGCCCUCCGCGAAGGCAUUUUUAGGGAAACAUGGCUAGUCACCGCAGUUCCACAACUUCGAAAUCGGGCCCCAAUACAAGUUACCUUUUCCGGACUGGCUAUUUGGAAUGACGCGUACCAGUUCCACUGCGUUCGAGAAACGCCACCUUCUGUCGUGGUUCAACACGAGGCAAACUAUAUGAUGGUUUAUCGCCUGCUCAAUCAACUUGUGAUGAGUUUCGAGUGUCCCGAACGUCCCAUCACCCCAGAGGAUCCUUUGGUAACAGAAGAAGAGAUAUUCAAAAAGAGCAAUCCAAAGCUUUUCUACCAUUACGAUGUUGUACAAAAAUUGCAGAAGCUUCACCGUGACCUAAGAAUCCGUCAACUAACGCCGCCUGACGAAAAUGGGUGCACAGAUGUUCCCGAGCCUGAACCGUGGGACUAUUCUGUACGAAAUCUGAGAGAGAUGAUAUACGCCGAUGAACCUGAAAGUGGUCACGCGGAUAUUGUGAGCAAACAUCAAACAGAACUUGAUACUUUCUUCAAAUGUGCUGACAAACUAUGUUUUGCACCGACAGAGCUGAUGGUCAAACGCGGAACAAAACUGUACCAAACAGGUUAUCAAUAUUUGGAAAUCACACUUGUCAAUCUCUUCAAUCUGUGCUCGAGACUACGACGGAAUCACGGCUUGCCAGAACUGACCACAGGGACUACUACAGAACCCGGGGAGAACACACGCGUGCCAAGGGCUACUGAGCCAACCCAAACGCCUCAAGGUGGAUUCCUCAAGGGUCCUCCAGAAGGUUCACACCUUCAGGAAGAAGUGUUGGUGAUGCAAGUGGAAGAAUCCCUCAGCCAAGAGGCCUUACAUUCUUGGCGGCAGAAGAUUACCGGAAUUAUCUACUCGCAGCUUCUCACGUCCAUAGGAGAGAUGGCCGCCAUUUGGGAUCAGGCGGAAGGAAUAUGAACAAGGUGACUUGAUGCGCUAAAGCAUAACACCUCCCCAUGAAAAUUCGGUUGAUAAACUUGCACCAAACCUAUCUUCUAUGGGUGCAGUUCUCCGGUAGCUGUCUUUCAGGAGUUGAAGCAAAUCUGGAUGCACUGAUUUAUUCCCAUGCUGAGGAUUUUUAUAGCACUCAAUCAUUAAUUAGCUAGUUUCUUCGGAACAAGAAUUUCUCUAAGAACUGUCGUCCAGGUGGCUUGUGCUGACUUCAUGGCUUAAUACUUUCGAAUUGUCAAUCAAGACUGAUACCAAGGUUGUCAGAAUUCGUCACUUUCCUUCCAACUUCUCCAAAUUUUUACUCUGACACGCUUGAUUCAGUUGAACUUUGCCUUGAAACUAUGCCCGAAUUUGAGAUAGUUUCCUUCCCACCCAGUCUCAUAUCGAGUGUCAAAAUACUGGUUGCGAC